AUGCCUGUGAGCAUGUUCAGCAUCGACAACAUCCUGGCGGCCAGACCUCGCUGCAAGGACUCGCUCCUGCUGCCGCCGAGCGCCGCGCCCGUCGUCUUCCCCGGCCUCCACGGGGACUCGCUCUACGGCAGCGCCUCCGACUACAGCGGAUUUUACUCCCGGGCGGUGGCACCCGCCUCCAGCCUGCCGGCGGUCAGUGGAUCUAGGAUCGGCUACAACAACUACUACUACGGGCAGCUGCAUGUGCAGGCGUCCCCCGUGGGCCCCUCGUGCUGCGGGGCCGUGCCGCCCCUCGGCGCCCAGCAGUGCUCCUGCGUCCCCGCCGCAGGUUACGAGGGCACCGGCUCGGUCCUGAUGUCCCCCGUUCCCCAUCAGAUGUUGCCCUACAUGAACGUGGGCACUUUGUCCCGGACGGAGCUGCAGUUACUGAACCAGCUGCACUGCCGGCGAAAAAGACGGCACCGGACUAUCUUCACUGACGAGCAGCUAGAAGCUCUGGAAAACCUCUUCCAGGAAACGAAAUACCCAGACGUAGGCACCAGGGAACAGCUGGCCAGAAGGGUGCAUUUACGAGAGGAGAAAGUGGAGGUUUGGUUCAAAAAUCGCCGGGCAAAGUGGAGGAGGCAAAAGCGAUCAUCUUCGGAGGAGUCAGAAAACGCACAAAAAUGGAGUAAAGCAUCUAAAACGUCUCCAGAGAAGAGGCAAGAGGAAGGGAGAAGCGACUUGGACUCCGACAGCUGAUACCCUCGCGGAGGGGACAUUUACCGUGGACUGUAGGAUUCGCUCCAGAGGAUGCUACUAUCUUGCACAAGCUCUGCCUUGUCGGAGGGGGA
This is a messenger RNA of Rhea pennata, 833 nucleotides long. It is a transcript of the gene GSC, whose product is annotated as goosecoid homeobox. Gene Ontology annotation, biological process: regulation of transcription by RNA polymerase II. The record is from RefSeq and is a predicted model, not a curated record. Bases 1 to 741 code for a protein of 246 amino acids. Gene Ontology annotation, molecular function: DNA-binding transcription factor activity, RNA polymerase II-specific; RNA polymerase II cis-regulatory region sequence-specific DNA binding. NCBI's taxonomy places the organism in Eukaryota, Metazoa, Chordata, Aves, Rheiformes, Rheidae. The transcript has 3 exons. Gene Ontology annotation, cellular component: nucleus.